Messenger RNA from Cyclopterus lumpus (lumpfish), 5382 nucleotides. RefSeq names its product G protein-coupled receptor kinase 4 (gene grk4). Gene Ontology annotation, biological process: protein phosphorylation; signal transduction; regulation of signal transduction. Bases 294 to 2012 code for a protein of 572 amino acids. NCBI's taxonomy places the organism in Eukaryota, Metazoa, Chordata, Actinopteri, Perciformes, Cyclopteridae. The transcript has 16 exons. Gene Ontology annotation, cellular component: cytoplasm. The record is from RefSeq and is a predicted model, not a curated record. Gene Ontology annotation, molecular function: ATP binding; G protein-coupled receptor kinase activity.
AGAGGAGGAGGGAACCGAAGCAGGAAGGAAGGAAGGCGGAGAGGGAAGGGAGGCAGGCAGUGAAUGCUAACAAGCACCGUCGUAAUCAUAGUGCUCCGUAGGUAGGGUUUGAUAAAAAAAACCGUCUUGCCAUGGAGAGGAACGACGACCACUAUUAAACACCUACUAUGCGCCAGUGCCGCGUUAGCCCUGUGCGCGUGCAGCCUCACCGUCGUCGGCACGUUUGAUCUGAAAAACCGUAUUUUUCCGCUGAGUGAAAUGUAUCGCGACUGCUCGGGAUUCACAUUCUGACAAUGGAGAUUGAAAAUAUCGUGGCCAACACGGUUCUCCUGAAGGCAAGAGAAGGUGGAGGAGGGAAAAGGAAUGGUCGCAGUAAGAAAUGGAAGGAGAUGCUAAAACUCCCACACAUCAGCCAGUGUGAGGAGCUACGCUGCUCUAUCGACAGGGACUACACCAGUUUAUGUGAGAAGCAGCCCAUUGGUCGGCUGUUAUUCCGUCAGUACUGUGACACCAGGCCAGAGCUGAAGCGCUGCAUCGAGUUUAUGGAUACUGUGGCGAUGUACCAGCUAGCUCCUGACGAGAAGAGGAGGGAUUGUGGACUGAAUGUUUUAGACACAUACUUUAAUAAUGGGUCGGCAGCCCAUCUGCCAGACGUACCCCAGGAUGUGGUCGCUGGGUGCCGGGAGAGGCUGGAGCAGAGUCCUUGUAAGGAGCUCUUCAAUGACUGCACCAAAAUAGUUCGUGAUUAUCUGAGUGGAGCUCCAUUUUCCUCCUACCAGGAGUCAAUGCACUUCUCUCGCUUCCUGCAGUGGAAAUGGUUGGAGAGGCAACCAGUAACCAAAAACACCUUCAGACAUUACAGAGUACUAGGAAAAGGUGGAUUUGGCGAGGUUUGUGCCUGCCAAGUACGUGCCACCGGUAAGAUGUACGCCUGUAAAAAGCUGGAAAAGAAACGAGUGAAGAAAAGAAAAGGUGAAGCAAUGGCACUAAACGAAAAACGCAUUUUAGAAAAAGUUAACAGUAGUUUUGUAGUUAAUCUAGCAUAUGCCUAUGAGACCAAGGAUGCGCUGUGCCUGGUGUUGACCAUAAUGAAUGGCGGUGACUUAAAGUUUCACAUCUACAACAUGGGCAACUCUGGUUUUGAUGAGCAGAGGGCCAUCUUCUAUGCUGCUGAGAUCUGCUGUGGCCUUGAGGACCUGCACCGUGAGAGGAUAGUAUACAGGGAUUUGAAACCUGAAAACAUCCUUCUGGAUGAUCGUGGACACAUCCGAAUUUCCGACUUGGGCCUUGCUGUUCAAAUCCCUGAAGGAGAGACGAUACGAGGGAGAGUGGGCACUGUUGGAUACAUGGCUCCCGAGGUGAUCCAGAACGAGAGCUACAGCGUCAGCCCUGACUGGUGGGGGCUGGGAUGCCUGAUCUUUGAGAUGAUACAGGGCCAGUCGCCCUUCCGAAAGCGCAAGGAGCGUGUCAAGCGGGAGGAGGUGGACAGACGAGUGCGCGAGGACCAGGAGGAGUACUCUGAUAAGUUUGCAGAGGAGGCAAAGGACAUUUGCAGACAGCUCCUGGUUAAGGACCCCAAGGAGCGACUGGGUUGUCAGGGUCGAGGGGCCAUAGAGGUCAAGCAGCACCCCAUCUUCAGAAACAUCAACUUCAAACGGCUGGAGGCCAACAUGCUGGACCCUCCCUUUAGCCCUGAUCCUCGGGCCGUGUAUUGUAAAGACGUCCUGGACAUUGAGCAGUUCUCCACUGUCAAAGGCGUGAACCUUGACCCCACGGACGACGACUUCUACCACAAGUUUGUCACAGGCAGUGUCUCCAUUCCGUGGCAGAACGAGAUGAUUGAGAUGGAGUGCUUCAAAGAAAUCAACGUCUACGAGACUGACGGCACGCUGUGCUCAGAUCUGGACGUGAAUCGGCCUAAUCCUCCACCAAAGAGAGGCUUCUUCUACCGCCUGUUCAGAAGAGAGGCAAGUGCUAGUGCUCCGGCAACUGUCCGAGGGGGUGGGGGCUAAGGUCUGUUUUAAGAGCAGUUACAGCGACGACGAGAUCGAGGAGCCCUCGCGACUUUAAACCACUCCCUCCACCUGUCGCCUCCUCCUCUUUCUCCUCCUCCUUCUCCUCCUCCCACCCCUAUCCGCUGAACUUCACCACAAACUCCAACCAAGCGCGAAUCUUAGGAACUCAGUGAAUGUUGACCUGUAUUUAUGAGCUGUAUUAAAAGUGUAUUAUAAUUAAAGAAAAAAGUAUGAGUUUAAAGAUUUUGUACAUUUGUACUUGAAUUUAUGUCUAGAUGUAUAUUUUCACUAAAGGUUGUAUUGUACAAAAAGCCAUAAAAGUACCACUUGAAUGCAUACAUUAUGUUUAGAUUUCCGUUUCUUUUUCUUUUGGAAUGAGUAUGAUGAUGUGUAUCGGGAUUUAAAUAUUUUUUUUUUUUAAAGAAGCACAGUACCAGUUUUUGUUCUUUUUUUUCAAUUUCUUUUCAAUGUAGCAUAAGGUCUUUUUUUUAACAUGUGCUGUAUGUUUGUCAUUGAUUUGGUCAACAUGACGUGUUGUUAGCACAUCAGAUCCACCCGGUUCCCAAACUAACACUUAGCCUCUGCCCCCUUAAGGCUCAGGUAGAUCUGAAUGAAGCACAUUGAUCCAAAUGGGAGAAAAUAAUUCCAGUCUAGCAUUGCUGUGUUGAUGCCAUGCUCCACCUGCCCCUUUUAGACCUAAAAUUGGUUUUGAAGUGAUGAUCCACACCCUUCCAUCAGCUCAGUCAGUUAGGUUGCUCUGGACUGUAUGUCAAGUGUCGUAAACCGUCUUCUAGGUGCCUGUACCUACUACAUUUUUGCAGAGAUAGCAUGGAUUUAUUUCCGACAAUAUGGAAUCAGCAAGUGCACCAACUAGUAUAUUUAAAGUAAAUAUCACAGAGGCUUUUUUCGGUGAAAGAAGGUCUGAUAAUUAUUAUUCCUGUUUUCCAAAAUGUUCUCAUGGGCUUCUAAAAAGCUCAGAUCUUUAAUUUCAGACCGUUUCCUUCUGGAGAACAGCUGUUUAAAGCCUGUUACAUUAUUCACUCAGGCAAAACAUGUCUUUUGUUUAUCUUUAUUCCUCAUCACUUUAUAUAUAUAUAUAUAUAUUUUUACGGCUUCUUUUGUUGUACUAUCUGGCUUUUCUUUGUUUCUUUCUGAUGUGUCCGGUUAUUGUUAUAAACCUGUUUCAUGUGCCGAGCGGAAAUCCUUUCCCCUAAAAUAUCUUAGUAAUUUGCCACCCAUAUUUUCCGUGUACCAGAAAGCCAGGUGGAGUUGGAACACCUGACAUGAUGAUAAUGGUGGUGGCACUGUAUAAGAGAUCUGAUUUGCAGCUGACGAGAGCUUCAUCUUGAUAACAAAUUGCUGUUGCAUCAAAUGAACUUCCAUUGAUUAGGCUGUAAGCAGCUAUUAGCCUCUGUCAAGAUACAGCCUGUUGAUAGAUAGCACGAUGCCUGAUGGACACACAUCCCGCGAGUAGACCUGCAGUUAGAUCCUGUGGCUUUGGCUGUGUUUGUACUAGAUGAAAAUACAAUUAUUUUUUUUUAAAGCGUAAUAGCACCCACCGUUAACUAUUCCAUUUUAAAACCUGUAUGUUGUGACGUAGGAAUGGCUUGGAACAGUUGUUUGUAUGUGUGUAGACCGAGAGGAACAGGGGAAUAAUGUUUAUUAGCAUCCUGCAGGCAGAGUUGCCAUCAUGUGUGUAUGGGAACAGUGGUCCACUUGCAGAACCACAGCUGCUGUGCACUUUUGUUUCCUCAUAGACUGAGUGUUUACUUCCAAGUUAACCAGUCGUGAACAAAUGCAUUCGCUGUACAUUUCUCAGCAUGUUCUAAUUGUUUUUCUCAUUUGCAUUUCGGAGGCAUUUGAAGCCGUUUUGCUUUUGAAUUUAGCUUUUAAGGCAGUUGCUGUUUGCUCCCCAUCACCUGUUUUUAAUGCUGUGAAUAACUAAUCUGGACAUGUUCACUGUGUGUGUGUGUGUGUGUGUGUGUGUGUGUGGGGGGGGGGGGGGGUCAUUGUAAGCAGAUGCAGCUUCUGUUCAAUCUGAUGCAUUGAAGUACAACAAUACAAUAGUUAGAAAUGUCAAUGUCACUCAUUCAAAAUUGAAACCGUUCAAGACAUUACAAUUAAAAUGGUACUCGUAAAAUUUACCAUCCUGAUAUCUAAUUUGAAAAGUUGGCUUGUUCUAAACAUGUUGUCCCCUGCUGCACAUUCCAUUGUCAAAAAUCAGGAAUCGAAUGUGUUCAUCUGUUGCUGGCUCGUCAUCACUUAUUAUUUUAUUUUUUUGCUCUCAGGCACAUUUUGAAGCUGAUUUAUCUUGCCUAUGUAGAUUUUAGCCUUUUAGCUCUUUAGCCUCAAAAACCUUGUAAAUGAUGUAUUUAUAACAUGAAACUAAGACACACUCACUCUCACAGGCAAACUGAACUGUGUUUGCCACCCAUGCCUCUGUCAUUGUUUGAACUUUGCUCUUAUACCAUCCAUAUAGCAGUAAAGAAAGUGUUUAGUUCAUUGCACUAUGGUGUGUUUUGACUGACUAUAGGAAGUGUCUUUAACUUUUUUGCCAAUGAUACCAAAAGCAACAUCAAGUAAAUCAAACUUGUCUUGUCUGAAAAUUUACUGAAGAAAGACUGACAGCCUUUAUUAUAUGUGCCAGUUAUGUUCUGACAUCCCGCCCCUUUUUUUUUUUUUCAGCCUCUUUUCUAUCAUUCCGUCCAUUCUGAGAAAUUCCUUCACAUAAAGGAACUUUAAACAGCUCUACAGGUUUUGAAUGUCCGCACUAAGUGCAUUGUAAUGCCUGUUUUAAAGAAUACAUAUGUUUUAUUACUCAAGCAUGUAUUGGUUUGUAAUACUUCAGGUUCCUUGUAUAUGUAAAUGAUGACCUAGUGCCAACAUAUCUCACUGGCAUCUGAGGACAACUUUCUAAAUGGCAAGGUGACCAGCUGAGUUGGCCCCCGUUUAAAUUCCCAACAUGCAUUCCUUCUCUCCUGCCUUACUCCAAGGCGAUAGUGGUGAGUUGGGAGCUGGGAUGACGCUCAUCAGCAACGUUUAGACGUGAGAGAUCCUCAGUUCCUUGACGUCACUUUGGAAUAACCACCGAUUAAAUGCCUGGAGGUUCUCCAGGGUUUCCCACUCUUCUGUCCAGAUAUGUCAGAUCAGUGAUAGUUUCAAGGAAGGGAGGAAUGACAAAUGCAUUAUUGGUAUUCAAACGAGGCCUCGGACUUCUUGAUUUUUCUUCUUUUUUUGUAUCUGUACAGUCAUGUCGUUCAACCACUGCAGUCAUUGUUAAUUCUUGUACAAGUUGUAUCACUGGUUGUUGUACCAUAUCUGACAUUUGUAAUUAUGAAAUAAUACACUGCCAUUUGUAUAAAAAAUA